GGAGUUUUGCUUUGCCCUCAAGGUUCUUCCUGCUCAUCUUCUAAUCAAAUGCACUUGAGACGUUGUAGCAAGAGGAAAUGACCCAAUGUAAUUACAUUCGGAUGUGGGGAACCCCGCACGAGACCCCCAGAAACCAUACAAUGGCUGCGGAGGUGAAGACCCAACCCGCUGAACCACCCCGGGCGAGUCCAAAGGCUGAGCCAAAGGCUGAGAAGUCAGAGCACAAGCCAAGAAGCCACGGGGUCGAAGGGCCCCAGAAAGAACCUGUGGUCCCAGGGAUCGUGGAUUUCAAGGUGGUCCGAGAGGAACUGAGGAAUCCCAAGCCCGAAUCCCCUAACACCUACCACUUCGGCCGCCUCAGCCACAACUCCUUCUUCUCCCGGCAUCACCCCCACCCCCAUCGUGUGACCCACAUCAAAGAUCUCACCGGGAAGCCCGUCUGUGUCGUCAAGGACAGGUUCUCUCUGACCUCCUUGCCUCAAACUGCACUCUUCUCCCCCUCUCUGAUGGGGAUGCCUGCCCUCUUUGUCCCCAUUGGAGACCCACAGUCCAAUCGGGAUCCCCGGCUUAAGCCAGAGGCCUGGAAGAAGGAGUUGAAGGAACUGGCUUCCCAGGUGGUCAUCUUCAGCAAGGAGAAUGAGCCGAAGAACAAAGAGGUGGAGCAAGAGGAGGUGCCUCAGCGGGAGCAGGGUGCCAAGUACUCUGCAGAGACUGGGAGGCUCAUCCCUGCUUCCAUUCGAGCCCUUAGCAGCCGCCACUCCCACCAGGGCCAAGGGAACCACCCUUCAAGCAGAGAUGGCAUCCAGGCCUUCGUCCUGCAGGAUCAGGAGCUGCUGAUCUUGGAGCUCCUUUGUCAGAUCCUGCAAACAGAUUCGUUGACUGCUAUCCAGUUCUGGCUCCUCUACGCUCCUCCCAAGGAAAAAGCGCUGGCGCUGGGGCUCCUGCAGACGGCAGUGGCUCAGCUCCUUCCCCAGGGUCUGGUCUCUAUCCCAACCGAAAAACUUCUAAACCAGCUCCAAGAUGUCCAAGAGCCAUCUCAGGAGAGGCAACAGCCAACCUACAGCCAAUCCCCAAAGAAGUCAAAGACACCGCCUCUUCCCAAAAGCGAAAAACCAGAGUACAUCGGAAAAGCACAGGUUCUCCAGGUGCAUCCCAGCCAGAGCACAGAAGAGAAAGUGGCAGAGCCGAAGGCGGAGUGCUGAGGAGCGGGCGCCGCCUCACCCACCUGGCUCCAGAGCCGCCUCACCCACCUGGCUCCAGAGCCAGCUUUGCCCACCCUGCUCCAGAGCCAGCCCUGCGCUCCAGCUCGUGCCUGCCUCAGCCGCCUCA
Myotis myotis is the source of this 1329-nucleotide messenger RNA. It is a transcript of the gene TBATA, whose product is annotated as thymus, brain and testes associated. The record is from RefSeq and is a predicted model, not a curated record. Bases 78 to 1202 code for a protein of 374 amino acids. Lineage: Eukaryota; Metazoa; Chordata; Mammalia; Chiroptera; Vespertilionidae. The transcript has 11 exons.